Osmia bicornis bicornis is the source of this 1149-nucleotide messenger RNA. RefSeq names its product RWD domain-containing protein 2A. Gene Ontology annotation, molecular function: protein binding. Lineage: Eukaryota; Metazoa; Arthropoda; Insecta; Hymenoptera; Megachilidae. Bases 162 to 1091 code for a protein of 309 amino acids. The record is from RefSeq and is a predicted model, not a curated record. The transcript is spliced from 5 exons.
ACUUGAUUCGAUUCGAUUCGAUUCGAUUCGAGUUGUCAAAAUACAAAAUUGUUGAUAUCAGCUGAUACUGUGAUAACCUCGACAUUAUUCUUUAUUUUUUUCUAUUUAUAAGUAAUUUUAAUAAUACAUCCAUAUGUGUAAAAGAUAUUUUAACCUACGAUAUGUGUACACACGAGGAAAUAAUCGAAAAUCUGACGGCACAAGUUUGCGAACUAGAAACAUUGCAAUCUGUUUACCCAAAGGAAAUAGUUAUUACCGACCAUGGAGUAUUAGCUGAUAUACAUAAUUUUUUAAAAAAUCCUACGCAGGAUUUUCCCCAUAGAUUAGAAUAUUCAGUUGAAAUUUCGUUAAGCAAUGGAACAAUUGAAUUAUUAGUUGGUCUACCAGCAAAUUAUCCUAAUGAUAAACCUGAGAUUUAUGCAAGGAAUUCACUGUUAAAUCGAAUCCAACAGUUGCAAUUAAAUAAAGCAUUAAAGAAUGUUGUUGAAAAUCAAGAACCAGGCGAGCCUUGUAUUUACAUGUUGAUAUUAUGGUUACAAGAUAACGGUGAAGAUUAUCUUGUAGCUUCUAAUGAAAAUCAGGAGAAAGAAUUAACUGACAUAAGUAAAAAUAAAGAAGAAAAAUCUAUAACUUUUGCUAGAUAUUGGAUCUAUAGUCAUCACAUAUAUGGUAAAAGUAAAAGAAAAGACAUAAUUGAUUUAGCAAAAGAGAACUCUAUUACAGGCUUUUGCCUAGCAGGAAAGCCUGGUAUCAUUUGUAUGGAAGGGGUCUUUGAAGACUGUGAUUAUUGUUGGCAAAAAAUUAAAUCCAUGAAUUGGCAGAAGAUACUAAUAAGACUGUUGGAAAAAGAGGAAAACCAUAGUGUCAUAGAUAGCAUUCGUAAAUUUAGUGAUUUCCGAGAAAUAUCUUUUCCCACUUCUGAGCGUCAUAAUGAUAUGGGUCAAGUAUUAAAAUACUUAAAGGAACAUGAAGUACAGUAUGCAUUUAAAGAACUCUUUGGAAUUGAGGCUCUGAUGCUUAUUCUAAAAAAUGAUCCCAUAAUUAUAUCAAGAGAUCACAGGUGUGGAAGUUGCCCAUCCGAUUGCCAAUAAGUUUCUGUGAUAUCAUCGCGUAACUGAUCUACACCAAAACCAGGUUUGCAACUGGAUA